Alosa sapidissima (American shad) is the source of this 1564-nucleotide messenger RNA. RefSeq names its product serine/threonine-protein kinase NIM1. Gene Ontology annotation, biological process: protein phosphorylation; intracellular signal transduction; microtubule cytoskeleton organization. Gene Ontology annotation, molecular function: tau-protein kinase activity; protein serine/threonine kinase activity; ATP binding. The record is from RefSeq and is a predicted model, not a curated record. Gene Ontology annotation, cellular component: cytoplasm. Lineage: Eukaryota; Metazoa; Chordata; Actinopteri; Clupeiformes; Clupeidae. The transcript is spliced from 4 exons. The coding region runs from base 67 to 1398 and encodes 443 amino acids.
GCGGUGAUCUUGAGAGCUCUCAGGCUAAGACAGUCCUCAGUCCACACCAACUGCCUCAAGCAGAGGAUGAAAGACCCGCAGCCGCCAGGUCUGAAGACAAAGAAAUCAUGGUCAAUGCUGCAGCGAGGCAAGAAGAAGACUAAGGAGGAGAUGGUCGAGAACAAGGCCAAGCCCGCACCAGUCCAGAAGCCACCACCGCUCACAGCAGAACAGAGGAUGAAGCAAACGCCCAUUGAGAGGGUCAUCUAUGACAUGGCCCACAAUGAGAGAAUGGUGAACGACCUCAUUCUGGGCCGAAGGAUAUCCUUCUAUGAGCUCCGAGGGGAAGUGGGAGCAGGGAAUUUUUCCUAUGUCAAACUAGGGAUUCAUGCCCUAACAAAAGAAAGGGUAGCCGUCAAGAUUCUUGACAAGAGCCGUCAGGACAAGAAGACACAGUCUCUGUUUGCCUCGGAGAUCCAGUGCAUGGAGAAGCUGUCCCACCCCAACAUUGUUCGCCUCUACGAGGUGCUGGAGACCAGCAAGCGCCUGUAUUUGGCUAUGGAGUACGGAAGUGGCGGGGAUCUAUACUCACGGAUCAGCAGCAGGGGGCGCCUGCCAGACCUGGAGAGCAAGCUGGUGUUUGCACAGAUCAUUUCGGCCAUCAAGUACAUGCAUGAGAACAACAUUGUCCACAGGGAUUUGAAAGCAGAAAACAUUUUCUACACCACGACUUACUGCAUCAAAGUGGGCGACUUUGGCUUCAGCACGGUGACCAGCCCCACUGAGACCCUGACCACGUUCUGUGGCUCGCCGCCAUAUGCAGCCCCGGAGCUCUUCAAGGAGAAAGGCUACAUCGGCCAAUACGUGGACAUAUGGGCCCUGGGCAUCCUGCUGUACUUCAUGGUGACGGCGAACACGCCCUUCGCCGCCGACAACCUGAGCCGACUGAAACGAAUAAUCUUACACGGCGCUUAUGUCAUCCCGCCACACGUGCCUGAUCCCUGUCAGCUGGUCAUCAAGGGGAUGCUUCGGCAGGUCCCCAAUGACCGCUCCUCCGUCUCCCAAAUCAUGAGCAGCAAAUGGCUUAGCGGGAUCGAGUACCCAAAGCCGUAUCCCAUGCUCAAUCUGACCCCAGCGCACCUGGUGGACACAACCGGCACGCUGAUGGUGGAGGAGAAGGAGGUGAAAACGGCAUUGAGUGAUCUGGGCAUCACAGGGGCCCACCUGCAGAACAAUUGUGCGGACUCUCACAGCCCUAUCACAGGAACCUACCGCAUCCUGAUGCACCGCAUACAGAAGAGGAGGUCUGUGGAAGCAGUGGGCUACACGUCUUUGUAUCCAGAGGAAUUCCAAACCAAAAACUCUUGGGUUGAUUCGGCACUGAAACAUAAUCCAUCUUCUGUCUGUGCUAUCCUGUAGGCCUUGGUCCUUUGAUCUACUGCAAUAUUGUCAUACUUCAGGAGAAAAACAGUGCAUCUGCCUGUGAAAACAUGCAGAUAGGGCCAUUAUUUAUCAUUCACUUUGUCUUUUCGAGUUUUGAAGAGGUCUUCUAACAAUAAUAAUAUAAUAGUAGUAAUAAGCUUUA